AUGAGUCCGGAGGAGCACGAAGAACUUCGACGACAAGUUGAAGACUUACUGAUCAAGGGUUAUGUUCGUGAGAGCUUAAGCCCGUGCGCGGUUCCAGCGUUGCUUAUUCCAAAGAAGGACCGGUCGUGGCGCAUCAACACACUCAACGAUCACCUUUCUCACCUACGUGACGUGCUACUUGCCUUGCGUAAAGAAAACUUAUAUAUCGCAAAGCAAAAGUGCGAGUUUGGUGCUUCUGAAGUAUUGUUUCUUGGUUACGUCGUUUCCGCGGCAGGAUUGAGAGUCGAUCCCCAGAAAGUCGAGGCUGCUGUAGUCUCAUGGCCAACGCCAACAACUAUCACAGAGGUCAGAAGCUUUCAUGGCCUCGCUUCAUUCUAUAGGCGUUUUGUUCAUAACUUCAGUGCUCUCAUGGAUCCUAUUACCGAUUGCAUGAAGCAAACGUCGUUUGCUUGGACCUCGGAAGCAGAUGCAGCAUUCGCAGUAAUCAAAGACAAACUCACGACUGCUCCCAUAUUGGUACUGCCUGAUUCGAUUCUCCUUUGA
This is a messenger RNA of Brassica napus (rape), 543 nucleotides long. RefSeq lists its product as uncharacterized. Bases 1 to 543 code for a protein of 180 amino acids. The record is from RefSeq and is a predicted model, not a curated record. NCBI's taxonomy places the organism in Eukaryota, Viridiplantae, Streptophyta, Magnoliopsida, Brassicales, Brassicaceae. The transcript has 2 exons.